This is a messenger RNA of Prorocentrum cordatum, 625 nucleotides long. The record is from the annotation of a GenBank genome assembly. NCBI's taxonomy places the organism in Eukaryota, Dinophyceae, Prorocentrales, Prorocentraceae.
GUGCCAUAUGAGCGACGUAAGACAAACGGGGUCGUCUGCGCCAGCAUUGGUCGCUACGUCACCUCCCGCAAGGCCCCCUUCUUCUCGUCGCUCAUGUGCAACCGUCCUCAGAGCCACAGCCCCAUCGGGUUGCGUCGUGAUAGACGAGCCGUCCGCGGAGCGUUUCUCCGUCGUGAUUUGUAGCCAUCAGCAGCUCCCAUCUCUUGAGAUGCAUGCGCUGCUGCAGAGGUGCGCUUCUGCCGAUCUCGAGGCGCAGUUUGGCGCCGGCUCGGCAGGCCGACCUCUCUCUUCGUGUACCGCCGUGCGCGACGCCAGGGCCGAGCUCCGAGCCCGCGUUCGGGGGGCGCGGCACGGGACAGCGUCCGCGCGUCCACGACAUCGGGGUCGCGGCUCUGGACUCUCGAGCGGUGCACCGACGCGCGAGCACGGUCCAGGGCGCUGGGAGUCGCAGGGCGCGGCCGGCCCGGGCGGCAGCCGGACAUGUCUGGCCAGCUCGUGUGUCCAGCGCUCGGCCCCUCUGCGGCGGAGAGUGGGGGGCCAUGCCAAGGAGCGCCCUGCCUGCCUCCAGGUUACCAUGGGUGCCAUGGGUUUCGAUGCCACCUGCGUUUACCAAACCAAAGGCGAG